AUGCGAGGUAAAGUAAAUCGAGACACUUUACAGUUUGAUCCAGAAAUAGAGAAAACUGCAAAGAAGAAUCGAAAGCUAGCCAAGCAAAGAAAGCAGAAAGAAUCCUCGAGUUCUGAACCAAAAACAGAACUCGAGAUGGCCGCAAAUAAUCAACCACCUCCUGCGGAGGAAUUGAUGGAGUCAAUCUUGGCUCCAAUGUUUACACGGCCGAAUUCAAGCAUCAUCAGACCACCAGUCAACGCCAAUAAUUUUGACAAUCAGCCAGCACUGAUAAACUUGGUUGAGAAAAAUCCAUUUGGCGGAGAAGACUAUGAAGACCCCCAUGAUUUCAUGGAUAGAUUUCUUAGAAUUUUUGAUACAACGAAGCAUAAUGGGGUGUCCGACGAUGCAAUUAGACUCAGACUAUUCCCUUUUGCUAUAACAGGGAAAGCUCUGAGAUGGUUGGAUAAGCAAGCUCCCAACAGCAUCACAACGUGGGAUGAUUUGGCUGCUAAAUUCUUUGCAGAGCACUUCUCCAGGGAAAAACACAACAAGUUGGUGAAUGAGAUCACCAACUUCACUCAACAUCCGGGAGAAACUUUAUGUGCAGCUUUGACCAGGUUCCAAGAAUUUAUCAGGAAGUGUCCCCUGUAUGAUUUGUCGGAAGGAAAGAAAGCCAGAAUCUUCUAUAACGGAAUGACACCGGAAUCUAGGAUGGUGGUCAAUGGUGCAGCUGGAGGAACCAUAGCAAGGAAGACAGCAGCUGAAACGUUAGAGUUAAUCGACAACAUGGCAAGAGCUGAUAAUGCUUCAAUGGAAGUUCAACCAGUUCAACCGAAGAAAGGACUUCUACAACUGGGAAGCAAUGAUGCUUCAUUAGCGGAGCAAAAGGUGAUUUUACAACAGUUGGCUAGUAUGAAUGCCAAGCUCGACAAGAUGCAGAUCUCAACAUCCAAAGUUAAUGCAUUUAACUGUGAGUACUGCACGGAGUCACAUGAUACUAAUGAGUGCCCUACACUCAAUGGAGCUGAACCAUUCCAAGUCAAUGGAAUUUGGUAUGACCCAAGGCCACCACAAAAUACCCAAAGUUACCAGAGGAAUCAGAAUGGCGGCCAAGGGAACAACUUUCAAAGGAGAAAUCAAGGGGGAGGCUUGGAUUAUAAAUCCAACAAUUUUCUGCAACCUCCUCCUCUGCCACAUAAAGAGCCAUCCGAAUUGGAGAAAGCGAUGAUACAACUUUUCAAGACCACUAAUGAUUACAUAAAUGAGACAAGAGCCUACCAGAAGAACCAAGAUGCAUCCAUCAGAAACUUGGAGACUCAAAUAGGCUAA
Molecule: messenger RNA, 1311 nt
Organism: Gastrolobium bilobum
Lineage: Eukaryota; Viridiplantae; Streptophyta; Magnoliopsida; Fabales; Fabaceae
Exons: 1
Coding region: 1-1311 (436 amino acids)
Source: RefSeq, a predicted model, not a curated record